AUGGAAGCCUGGUCGCCCUGCCUCCUUCUCCUAGCCCUACAGAAACACAGCCCGGAAGACUUCCUGUUGUGUGAUGUCAUUGGAAAGCCCAUCCAGCAACCAGAUGGAGCCGUCCAAUGGGAGACAGAGUGUCGUAGGGGUGUGGCAGAAUGGGAAUGCCCGCUGCUAUUGGUGGACAUGUGGCGGCCCAAGGAUGGGUUUGAACGCCGCUUUGAGAUCCAGAGACGGGACGACUACGAAAAACAGGAGAGGGAGAAAGAGAAGGAGCGAGAGAGGGAAGGAGAGAACCACACAGGUGUACGUUGGAGGCGGAGCCGCAUACAGUCGGGGGGCGGGGCUGAGGAGGGCGAGCGAGGUCAUCGAGGACGGAACUCGGAACUCAGGAGGAGCAUCAGCGACAUGAACCUCAGCCUGAGGCGUCGCCAAGGAAACCACGUUGGCAAUGACCCCCGUCGCUCCGGAAACCACCCUAACAACAGUGCAGGACUCCAGGACAGGAAGAACAUUGUGAGCAUGAUAGCUCCAUUGGAGCACGGAGAGAUGAUGAGGUCAAAGGUCAGAGACGAGGUGGAGCGGAGGAACAAAGCAGACAAGGCAGUAGAGGAGGAGAAAGACUACUCAGCCUGCGACCUGGAAGUGAUGUCACAGAGCCUGAUCCUCCCGCCCACGGACCGACCCUACUUCCUGUUGCUGCAGGGCUACGACCAGAGCAAGGACUUUGUUUUGUACAUCAUGGCAGGGCACACACACGUGUUUGGGCGGAAGCCAACGAUGAGGGAGAGAGAGAAGGACAGAGAAAGGGAGAGGAAGGGGAAGAGGCCUCUGAAGGUGGAAACGUUCCUCUCUGCUCCAGACAUACUGGCCAGGCACCUGCUGGUCAGGAGAGACUCAGCCAUACCCGACGCUCCCUCUGGGCAAGCUCUGAUGCGUCCCUUCAGAGGAGGAGCUGUCACACACAACGGAGAAGCUCUCUACCGGGAGGCGGUGCUUAAACCUGGGGACGUGGUCGGCAUAGGAGGUCACUUCCUCUUCCUGUAUCGUGACCCACGCGUGACCCCGGCCCCUCCGCUUGCAUUGGCGCUGCCCUGGCAAGCUGACGUUCCCUCCACCUGCUGCCUCUCGGGAUUGGUGGACAGACAGGAAGCGUUGAGGCAGUACCUGGGGUCCACUGAGGCUCUGCUGCGGUUCCAGCCCCACCACACUGACGCUCUGCUACAGGAGAUAAUCUCUAAGAACUCCUCUCCAGACUCAGAGGGCGGGCCUUUAGCCCCAGCCUUUCUCCUGUCAAUCAUGAUUGACCACGCCUCCAAACACCUGGAUCCCAUCAUCACGCCUAAGUUGCUGCUGAAAGCAGCCAAUCAGAUCAAAGGGAUCGUUUGGGACAACAUUAAGGAAUUCGGGGAUAAGCAUCCCACGCAAAAUUCCACAGAGCAGGAGGUUGAACUGAGUGCGCCCAGUGCACAGAAGCUGUCCUCUGACCUUCGACCUCUGAUGUUCUGGAUGUCCAAUGCCACAGAGCUCCUCAACUUCUUCCAGGUCAAAGUUGAGGCCAUGGAGAGAGACUGGGAGUUUGAGGCUCCUGGUGACCCGGUGUUGUCAGCUGACCUGGACACCUGCUCCGAGGCCCUGGCGCAGCUUGAUGACGUGAUAAUGCACACCUUCCAGCAGUGCGUGUACCACCUCACAAAGACGCUGUACUCCCUCCUCCCAGCUCUCCUGGACAACAACCCUUUCUCCAGCCUGGAGAAAGAGAAGGAGAGAGAUGAGGCAAGGGAGAUGGAUGGGGGUGAGGGUGGUGGAGGGGAGGGAGAGGGGGAUGAUGCGUCCUCCCUCCCCCCUACAGUGGCUGGGCUGGUGGAGGUUUACCGCUGCUCCCUGAUGCUGUCCCGGGAGGCCUGCCUCUCCCCCCCACUCACCUCCCAAACCUUCGGCUACCUCUUCUUCUUCACCAACACCUCCCUGCUCAACACACUGCUGGAGAGAGAUGGUCUGUUCUCCUGGUCUAGAGCGGUCCAGAUCCGUACAAACCUGGACCUGGUUCUGGACUGGCUGCAGGGCGCGGGACUUGGAGAUAUCGCCUCUGAGUUCCUGAAGAAGCUGUCCGUCACAGUCAAUUUCCUGUGCGUCCCUAAGACCCGCCUCAUCCAGUCAUCCUGGGCCAGCCUACAGGAGGACCAUGCCUUGCUAAGCCCCACCCAGCUGCACCAUCUGCUGACCCAUUACAAGCUGGGACCGGCCAGAGCCCCACCGACCUCCUGGGCCCCUCCCCCUGGGACGGAGCUCAGUGGAGACAUCUUCGAAAGUUUCCUGGACCACCCCCCUCUCAUCCUGCCAAAUGAGACGCCUCAGCUGGACCUCUCCCAGCCAAUCCCCAGCCCUGAGCUACAAAAGGAAGUGACACGCUUGCGCAACUUCCUGUGGGGACUCGACCAGGAUGAGCUGCCAGCCAAUCAAAGGACCAGGCUGUGAGUGCUGGACAGUUGAGCUCCGGGUAGAAGCUACCCUUAGGCACAGUUCUAGGAUCAGUUCACCAUCCGCCUCAACCAUUAAGGGAGAAAGACACAAAACUGACCCUUGAUCAGCAUCUAGGGGCAACCUCAUUCAUCUCAGCAACUUUGAAAUUAACCCUAUAUUGAACCCUCUCUCGUAAGACAGAUGCAAUGGAUAGGAAUGGCAACUGGUGUGAGGAAUGGCAACUGGUGUGGGGAAUGGCAACUGGUGUGGGGAAUGGCAACUGGUGUGAGGAAUGGCAACUGGUGUGGGGAAUGGCAACUGGUGUGAGGAAUGGCAACUGUCAAAAGAAAGUCAUAACACAAUGUAAUAGUUAUCUAACCGUAAGACAAUACAACUGUUCUUUUACUGUUCUCUAAACACUCUUUAUUUUGUAACACAAUGCCUGAAUGCAGUGGUUGCCUGAAAAAGAAAUGUCCUGCAAAAUGAAGCAUAAAUGAUGGUAUGACAAUGUUAUUAUGUAGAAGAUAUCCCUGUAGGUCAGCUUUAUACUGGAUGGAUGGAGGCUCACAGAUAUUCUCAUAUAAAGAAUAUAGUAAAUGUGUAUUGUCACAGAACAUUAGAUUGUAUACCAAAGUAAACACUAACACUAUGAAGGAAACUGUUUUACCAUGUGUAUUUUAUUUCUAACUGUCCUCAUAUUAUAAAUAAAAUGUUGGUACCCUAUGA
Molecule: messenger RNA, 3180 nt
Organism: Salvelinus fontinalis (brook trout)
Lineage: Eukaryota; Metazoa; Chordata; Actinopteri; Salmoniformes; Salmonidae
Product: ras-interacting protein 1-like
Exons: 14
Coding region: 1-2469 (822 amino acids)
Biological process (GO): angiogenesis; regulation of GTPase activity; negative regulation of Rho protein signal transduction
Cellular component (GO): cell-cell junction
Molecular function (GO): GTPase binding
Source: RefSeq, a predicted model, not a curated record